This is a messenger RNA of Recurvomyces mirabilis, 789 nucleotides long. RefSeq lists its product as uncharacterized. The transcript has a single exon. The record is from RefSeq and is a predicted model, not a curated record. NCBI's taxonomy places the organism in Eukaryota, Fungi, Ascomycota, Dothideomycetes, Mycosphaerellales, Teratosphaeriaceae. Bases 1 to 789 code for a protein of 262 amino acids.
AUGUCUAUUACUCCAAACCCGACUAUCCUCCUCGUCCAUGGCGCUUGGCAUGGCUCCUGGAUCUGGGAUCACGAGGUCUCCCAUCUACACUCCCUAGGCUACGAAACGGCCUUAGUCGAUCUCCCUUGCACUUCCGGAAAGCCAGGAACGACUCAAUUCGACGACGCCGCCGCAGUCCGCACCGCCAUCCAAGACCUGCUCUCGCGCAACAAACACGUAGUAGUCCUCGCACACUCCUACGCCGGACCCAUCGCCAGCGCAGCCAUCCUCGGCCUCUCCACCCAAUCCCGCAAAGCCGACACCGGCGGCGUCCUCGGCCUCAUCAAUCUCGCGGCUUAUAUCUUCCCAGGUGGUAUGGAUCAAGGCCAAGCCAUCCGUGAUAUAGGCGGUCUCCCAUACGUCGACUGGGACACGCCGCAGCCAGGCCUCUUCGUCACGAAAAACCCGGCUUCUCUGUUCUACGCUCCGGACGUCUCGCCCGAACUCACGGCUUGGGCGGUAGGGAGACUUCAGCCGCAGAGCAUGGCGGCGAAUAUGGGUGUUGUGCCUCCUCAGGCCUGGCAGAAUGAUGCUGAGGGUUUUGAGGGUAGACUGGCUUAUGUCAGGACGACAGGGGAUGUUCCUGUGCCUGUUGCGCAGCAGGAUGCUAUGAUUGAGGGUGCUGGUGGGAGGGCGAAGUGGAUCGUUAGCACGUUGGAGGAUUCGGGGCAUAGUCCCAUGCUUUCAAGGCCAGGGGAGGUGGCGAGGACUGUGGAUGAGAUCGUGAAGAUGUUCGAGAAAGCUGGCUAG